AUGUCAAGUAUUAUUAGCAUUGCAAAGAGGAAAGGAGCUUUCCAACAAUCGAUUGAUGCUGGUUUUGAGUCAGGAAGCGAAGAUGAAGAUGUAAACAUGUCGGAUUCGAUAGACAACGGUCCUACGCAUACCCAGGAGUCUAAUUCCACAGAGGGACACAUUGUGACUCCAGGUGAACUGGUUACAGAUGAUCCAGUUUGGAUGAGAGGUCAUGGUACUUAUUUUCUGGAUAAUAUGACCUAUUCAUCAGUGGCAGGUACUGUAUCAAGGGUCAAUAGAUUACUUUCAGUUGUACCGUUGAGAUCUAGAUACACUCCAGAGACUGGUGACCAUGUCGUGGGACGUAUCGCAGAAGUCGGUAAUAAAAGAUGGAGAGUUGACAUCGGUGGUAAACAACAUGCAGUGCUCAUGUUAGGUUCGGUGAAUUUACCUGGUGGGAUAUUAAGGCGGAAAUCUGAAAGUGAUGAGUUACAAAUGAGAAGUUUCCUCAAAGAAGGUGAUCUACUAAAUGCUGAAGUGCAAUCUUUGUUUCAAGAUGGUAGUGCCUCCCUCCACACAAGAUCAUUAAAGUACGGGAAAUUAAGAAACGGUCAAUUUUGCCAAGUACCAUGUUCAUUGAUUGUUAGAUCGAAAAACCACACACACAAUUUGCCUGGUAAUGUCACGGUAGUACUCGGUGUCAACGGAUACAUAUGGUUGAGAAAGACUUCGAAAAUGGAUAUGGCAAGAGACGCACCUUCAGGUAUAUCAGCUCCGGGUCCCUCCAACGGUGCCCCCAUAGGCGCAAAGACAUUGAGGUCAUCUGAUAGCGUUUCCAUUACUAGAUUAGAAGAAGAAUCGUCUUGGCAAAUAUAUUCUGAUGAAAAUGAUCCCACCAUCUCCGUAUCGUUAAGACAGACCAUUAGCCGUUAUGCAAACGUGAUAAAGGCGCUUGCCUUUUGUGAGAUUGAUAUAACGCAUGAACGUAUUGUAAGCGCAUAUGAAGCAAGUAUGGUUUACCCCAGUGUGGGUUCAUUGAUAGAUAGGGAAGUAAUGGAAACUAUCGGUCAAGAUGUAUUAACAGCAGAAAAGAUGAGAGGAACACCAUCUUAA
Zygosaccharomyces rouxii is the source of this 1092-nucleotide messenger RNA. RefSeq names its product exosome non-catalytic core subunit RRP4 (gene RRP4). Gene Ontology annotation, cellular component: nuclear exosome (RNase complex); cytoplasmic exosome (RNase complex). Gene Ontology annotation, molecular function: RNA binding. Bases 1 to 1092 code for a protein of 363 amino acids. The transcript has a single exon. Gene Ontology annotation, biological process: TRAMP-dependent tRNA surveillance pathway; U4 snRNA 3'-end processing; nuclear polyadenylation-dependent rRNA catabolic process. The record is from RefSeq and is a predicted model, not a curated record. NCBI's taxonomy places the organism in Eukaryota, Fungi, Ascomycota, Saccharomycetes, Saccharomycetales, Saccharomycetaceae.